AUUGGCUGAGCGGAUGAUUGACACAAUGUUUGACCAUUCACUGCUAGAUGAUUUCUUUCUUCUCAGAGACCCUCCUCUUUCUCUGAUUGGCUGAUAGCUCUGAAGUUCCGUGUGUUGCCAGACCCGGAGUGAAGGGAUGAGAGGCCCGGGCAAGUUGAGUUGUGAAGUCGUGAGGAGGCGCUGCGGCCUGUGAGCUCGUGGAUGGCGGAAGUAUGGACGGCAGCGGCGGAGGAAGCCCGGGCGGCGAGACCGGGCUACUGCAACAGAUCCUUAGCCUCAGCCUAGUACCGAGGGUCGGCAAUGCCACUGUGUGUCCCAGUUCCACCACCCUCUGCUCCUUCCCGGAGAUGUGGUAUGGAGUAUUCUUGUGGGCACUGGUCUCCUCACUUUUCUUUCACAUACCCGCAGGACUGCUCGCUCUAUUUACCCUUCGUCAUCACAAGUACGGAAGGUUCAUGUCAGUGGGAAUCCUGCUCAUGGGUAUUCUGGGACCAAUAUCUGCAGGGAUAUUAACAAAUUUGGUUAUCUUUAUCUACUUCCCAGCCUGUGUUUCAGCUGUGACAAAGAUGAUGCUGCAGUCGGACAGCAUUAUGUUCUGGAUGGUAUGGGGUAUAUGAAGAAUAUAACUUAUCCCCCUAACUGUUGGGACACCACCCCCCACCCCCAGAUCUCCUGUGGGGGGGCCGACAUGCCCCCUCCUCCUAGUGAGGUCGACGACACAAGCACUAGUUGAGCAGAACCGUGGCAGUGCCGGGUCCCUAUAUGGGAGAUUGCGGGGGGUCCCAGCAGUCAGACUCCCCGCGGUCAAACACUUAUCUCCUAUCCUGCGGAUGUGGAUAAGUUAUAUACCGCUGAAGAUGUUUGGCAAGAUGUACAACAUAUAAAAGUUUAUUUUUAUUUUUACAGGGUCCAUUUCAUUAAAAUUUAUGACAUGGAUUAUAGUUAUACCUGUUUUAAUGUAUGAAAAUCUAAACCGCAGCACCCACAGUCAGAAUAAAAGUCUCUCUGAGAACCUUACCUCUAUCCACUAAAACUGAACAGAACAUAUUGGUUAGGCUGUUUCCAUCAGUUUUGGUGAGCAAUAUGAGGUUUGGCAUAUCGGUUGGUACCUGAGACAUAACAAAGUCAUGUGUUGUUUGUUACAAAAUAACAUUUGUAGCAUUAUAUAAAAUUAUUACCUAGCCUUUUCAGAAAAAAAUAAAAAAGACCAUAUUUGACAGAUGUAUACCCUCACGUCUUGCCAGUGCUCUGGGUGAUGAUCCAUUUUUUUUUUUUAAAUUUUAAAAAAAUUACAUGCUAUUUUCCGACCAAUAAUAAAGGUCCUAGGUCUGACAUAAAUAUUUUGAUAUUCCAAGAAAAAUAUAUAUGUGAUCUAUUCUUAUUUAACCAGUCUGUAAAACAAAUAGCUUAAAAAAUGUGAUGUACUCGAAUUUAACCAGUCUGUAAGACAAAUGGCUUAAAAUAUAUACCGUAUGUGAUGCACUUGUAUUCAACCAGUCUAUAAAACAAAUAGCUUUAAUCUUUAUCUGUCCACUGACAGAAAUACAUGCUGACCCCUAUCUUAUGGCUUCAUUCUGGCACUAGUACAGUUGAAAGGUGUCUAAAGUAAUAAUUUUCUCACCCUGCAUUAUGCUGACAAACUCAACAACUGGCAAGACUCUUGGAAAAACAAAUACAGUAUUCAAUGUCUGAUUUAUUACCUAUUAUUCUUUGGCAGUGUAAUUUUCCAUGUCGGCAGCUCAAGAGUCUCAGCCAUAAAUCCAGAAGGACUAAAGAAGCCCCACAGCCUGGGGUCCCUUGUAAAAGUA
Hyla sarda is the source of this 1808-nucleotide messenger RNA. It is a transcript of the gene TMEM170A, whose product is annotated as transmembrane protein 170A. The transcript has 3 exons. NCBI's taxonomy places the organism in Eukaryota, Metazoa, Chordata, Amphibia, Anura, Hylidae. Gene Ontology annotation, biological process: endoplasmic reticulum tubular network organization. Gene Ontology annotation, cellular component: endoplasmic reticulum membrane. The record is from RefSeq and is a predicted model, not a curated record. Bases 213 to 617 code for a protein of 134 amino acids.